Messenger RNA from Ambispora gerdemannii, 1893 nucleotides. The record is from the annotation of a GenBank genome assembly. Lineage: Eukaryota; Fungi; Glomeromycota; Glomeromycetes; Archaeosporales; Ambisporaceae.
AUGGCGCAAUCAUUAACCCCAGAUUGCCUUUCGGAAAUCUUUGGGUAUCUCACGGACAACAAGCAGGCGUUACAUUCUUGUAUCCUAGUGAAUCGUAUUUGGUGUGAAACUUCUAUUCCGAUACUCUGGCGACAACCGUUUCGAUUACUUUACUCUCACGAAGCAACGAGAAACAGUACCGAAGAAACACGACAAAUUAAAGCGACCAAAUUGCUGCAAAUUUACUUCGCUUAUUUAACCCCCGAACAAAUAAAUGAUCUUGACGAAGAUCAAGUUGUGAAAUAUAACAUUAAGACGGAGUCAGGUGUGGAGAGUGCCGAGGCAAAUGCAUCCGCGCUCACCUUUCAAUACAUUACCUAUUUGAGAUGCUUGGAUUUGGUGGAUAUCCAUGCGGCAGUUCGUGAUUGGAUAGAAUAUACGAGACGACAGCAAAUUUAUUAUCAAGACAAUGUGUCGGAGCCAGAAUCGACUAAUUCACCAUUAAUUUCAUUGUUAAAAUAUGCAGUAGAUGCGAUUAUUUUUCUAAUUCAUCUAUUGGAUUGCUGCAGAUGUUCAUCGAAUGAUAGUGACGUUGAUAUGCUUUCAGAUGCUCCGUCAUAUGAUCAAAUGUCAAUCGAAUAUGACGAACAAAAAUUAUCAACAAAAAUAUGCGAACUAUUGAUUGGUCGAUGUAAUUCGGUUAAAAGACUCUCAAUUGACGUUACCGCUUUCGAGAACAGAUCAUUGAUACUAGGAAGUAGCAUAAAUGAAGAUGGCGAUGUACCACGAUGGUUUUUGUCUGUCCCCAUUUACGCGAAUGCUCAAUCAUGUUUUUCACAAUUGACCGAGUUCACCUGUAUAAUAAGGUCAACCUCGACCGACAUUUUUCGAGAAAUGGGCAAGAAAACGGAUUUAUUUCGUGAGCUCGCUAAAAUCUCGCGAUACAUUCAACGUAUUGUUGUUCAUCUACCGACACAUAGACCUCAGGUGAGUUGUUUAUGUAGCGUUUGUUCUCAACGAUUAGAAAGUGAAGUAGAAGAAAGAACAGAAGAAGUUAAAAGUUUAGCCGAUCUUAUUUCAAAGCAGAACGACUUGAAGGAAAUUGACAUUUCAUGCGGAAUUAUUGGUUCAAAGGAAUUAAUGGAAUCCAUAGCGUCACGAUCAAUUUCAUUAAAAAGACUAUUAUUUACAAACACUAAAUUCUAUAGUUGGGCUCCCUUAGAAGAAUUAAGAGAAUUGGUAAACAUAGAAGAAUUAACAUUCCGAUCAUGCCACGGACUAACUGAAGAAAUUAUGAAACCAUUAAUGGACGCACCUUUUGCAAGAUUAAAACAUCUUGACAUGGACAACACGUCUGCUCCAACAAAUAUACUUGAAUCAAUUAUUAUCAGCUGUGGAGCAUCAAUUCAGCGUCUAAACCUUGGAAGUUAUAUUCAUCCUAAUCCAGAUGCGUCUCAGCGAUUAAUUCAAAGCGUCACAUUUCAUUGCACAAAUUUACGUCAAUUGAAUCUCUAUGUAUACGGAUCCGACAUGAACUCUCUUGCUACCUUAUUCGAAUCUCUCACGCAACUAGAGUCAGUCGUCUUAGCUGGUGCAAUGGCCGAAAUAAAUGUAGACGAUUUAUUCUCUUCAUUGGCUCUGAUUGAAAUGCCGCAAUUAAAACAAUUUGCCAUUGAAGCUGGCUGGAAAUUUUCCUGGCGGUCAUUGGAAACCUUUCUGCGAAAUAAGAAAAGCUUGAGAGUGUUGGAAUUCAAGUAUACGCAAUGUUUCAAUCAACGACAUCUCGAUGCGGUCGUUAGUACUUUGGGCUAUACUUUAAAAUUGCUAAAAAUUUCGGCGUUGGCUUCUCUGGACGAAGAUGCGCUCAAUAUUGCUCGUUCUUUUUUCGAUGUGGUCGAAAUCGACGAGAAUUAA